Molecule: messenger RNA, 1037 nt
Organism: Marchantia polymorpha subsp. ruderalis
Lineage: Eukaryota; Viridiplantae; Streptophyta; Marchantiopsida; Marchantiales; Marchantiaceae
Source: the annotation of a GenBank genome assembly
GCUUCACGAAUUUCUCGUUUUAGUUCCGCCUCUAGAAGGAAAGUCGUAGAAGCCUAGUGGGGAAGGUCUCCGAUUACGGAAUCUUCCAUUUGACCUGGAAACUUCCCAGUGAGGCGGUACGUGGUUUGCCUCGAAGCUCAUGCUCUAGAUUUCGAGGUCCCGAGAUGGAAGAUUUGCAAGUGCCGAGUCAAACGAAGCAACGCAGUAGAUUACGAAGGCGAACAUGGUGAGCCGAGAAGUUUGGACUCGAUACAUCAUCCUGGAGUGGUCUGCAACAGAAUCGAAUGAAUGAUUGGACUGUCGUGGCCAGUCAUCGUACGCUGAGUACAUCAUCUUUGACUUGAAUUCCUUGCAGAUUGGAACGGAGUAUGGAUAAUUAGAAAGUGGAGAUGACGAUUAUCAAUAGAAAAUAUAUUCAAAGAAGAAGGGUUGAAGAAUGAAAAGAGGACUGUCAAAUCCGUUAGGUUUGUCUUCAAGGCCUUGGCAUGCAGACAGAUGCACGAUGCACGACGGUAACUCAUGGCGUGGUUACGAGCACGUAGGUUUGAUAAAAUGCCUGCUUCGAAAUGAACACGUGCACGGAUAUUUGCCAAGACCUCGACGUGGGAAUCCGCUUCCUUUUAGUUGCCCGAGAAUUUCCACACGACAAAUAUUUCGUGUUCGGAUGAGAUUUUUUUGCACUGUUCUUGUCACCAUGUACCUUGAAAGGCAAGACGACGUUGUGUGUCUUAGAAGUCUUCUCAAUGUGUGGAGCCUUCAAAUUCUGCAUUUUAUUUUUUUCAGUGGAAGGGCGAACUCAAGAAGCUUCCUACGCAGAAUUUGAUACUCGAUGUUUUUUUUCUUUCGGUGAAAAGCUAUCUACACAUAAUUUAAUAAACGUCAAGUAGAUUUGCAAGCAAAUUGGUUGCACAAUUUAUAUACGUAAGAAUUUCUGUUAGUUUAGGUCACAAUUAUACUAUAUAUAGAACCACAUUUCAUAGGCCCGUAGCUUGGGUGGCCGUCUUGAGGAUUUUUGACCAAUUCGUGGGAGUUGAUGC